AUGCCACCCACCCCGCCCCCACCACCACAACAACAACAACAACCGCUCGCCGACCAGCAACAAGAAGAACAGCUUCUCCACCCCUCGAACGACCCGCUCCCGCGCUUCGUCCUCUACGCGCAGACGCACCACAAGCCGGGUCCGCAGCCGCAAGAACCCGUCUCGCUCCUCCCGCUCAUCACGCACAACACGGGCGUCACGCACGUCAUCGUCGCGGCGAUACACCUGAACGAAGGAGCCGGCAACAUCACGCUGAACGAUGACCCUCCCGACAGCCCCAAGUUCGACACGCUGUGGGCGGAGGUGGGCUGGCUGCAGGGCGCGGGCGUCAAGGUGAUGGGGAUGCUGGGCGGCGCAGCGAAGGGGAGUUAUCAGCGGCUGCAGGGGAGCGCGGCGGAGUUCGAAGCCUACUACACGCCGCUCCGCGACCUGAUCCGGCGACGGCGCCUCGACGGCCUCGACCUCGACGUCGAAGAGGCCAUCGCGCUGCCCACGCUCCUCCGCCUCCUCGCCCGCCUCCGCGCCGACUUCGGCCCCUCCUUCCUCACCACCCUCGCGCCCGUCGCCACCGCCCUCGUCCCGGACAUGCGCCUGCCGCCGACGUCGUACGUCCCCUCGGACCCGGCGACGGGCCUGCCCACGGCGCCGCCCAUGACGCUCCCGCAGAGCCUGCCGCACCUCAGCGGCUUCAACCACUUCGCGCUCGAGGCCGGCCACGGCGCGCUCGUGUCGUGGUACAACGCGCAGUUUUACAACGGCUGGGGCGACGCCCGCGACGCCCGCCUGUGGGAGGCCGUCGUCGCCGCCGGCUGGCCCCCGCAGAAGGUCGUCCUCGGCGUGCUGACGAAUGCCGGCAACGGCGGCUCCGGCUUCGUCGAGUGCCGCGUGCUCGAGGACGUGCUGAGGGUGUGUCGCGCCAAGUUUCCGCAGCAUCAUCGUCUUCCUGGCGGCGCGGGGCCGGACGCCAGGUGUUUUGGCGGCGUCAUGGGCUGGGAGUACUUCAAUGCCGGGUCGAGGGAUGGUGGCGCCGAGGGGGCGUGCGGCCGCGGCGACUACGACGAUGCGCCGCGUGAGAGCAGGCCGUGGGAGUGGGCGAAGCGCGUGGGGAGGGUGGUGAGGCGUGCGUUGCCGCCCGCGGCGGACGUCGACGCCGGCAGGGGUGUUGAGAGGAGCGCGCCGCCGGCGCAUGUGCCGGUGGCCCCGGAGCCGCAGGUCCCGUGGCCGGAGGCGGUUGAGCAGUUGGUGGAGCUGGGGUUCGGUAGGCAGAGGGCGGUGGCGGCAUUGAAUGCGACGGAAGGCAAUGUGGAGAUGGCGGCGGGCUUGUUGUUUGAGCAAUAG
Diplodia corticola is the source of this 1338-nucleotide messenger RNA. Its product is annotated as glycoside hydrolase family 18 protein. The coding region runs from base 1 to 1338 and encodes 445 amino acids. Gene Ontology annotation, molecular function: protein binding; chitinase activity. The record is from RefSeq and is a predicted model, not a curated record. The transcript has 2 exons. Gene Ontology annotation, cellular component: extracellular region. Gene Ontology annotation, biological process: carbohydrate metabolic process. NCBI's taxonomy places the organism in Eukaryota, Fungi, Ascomycota, Dothideomycetes, Botryosphaeriales, Botryosphaeriaceae.